CGAGGGCAUCCUGGAGCGCGUCCCUCCCUCGCGCCCGGCGCCCAUGUGGGACCAACCGCUGCUCAAGCCCUACUUCGACAACAGCACCAAGGACAGCAUCGUGGGCGCCGUCGGCAGGUCGGCCUUCCUGCACUGCAGAGUCAAGCACUUGGGCGACAGAGCGGUCACAUGGAUCAGGAAGAAAGACGUUCACGUACUGACCGUAGGACUCUUUACGUACACGAAGGACGCGCGCUUCACCGCCCUUCACUCCGAGAGUUCCGACGACUGGACCCUGCGCAUCGACUCGGCGCAGAUCUCGGACUCCGGCACCUACGAGUGCCAGGUGUCGACUGAGCCCAAGAUAUCGAGGGCCUUUCGACUGCAAGUGGUUGAGUCCGAGGCGCACAUCGCGGGGCCUCGCGAGCUCCACAUGGUCUCCGGCAGCAACAUCAACCUGACAUGCUCGGUUACCGGGAGUCCUGAGCCUCCCCAGUACAUCUACUGGUAUCAGGGUACCAAGCUCAUCAACUACAGCUCCCGCGGCGGCAUCAGCGUGGUGACAGACAAGCACUCGCGCACUUCCAAGCUGGUGGUGACCCGCGCCACGACAGCCGACUCCGGAAACUACACUUGCGCUCCUGCUAACGCCGAGCCGGCCUCCAUUAGCGUCUACAUCAUUAAUGGCGAGUAUCCCGAAGCCAUGCAGGGCGGGGAGAGCACCAGCGUCUACUGCCAGUCCUUUGCGUCGCUCCUGCUCCUGGGGUACACCGUCCUCAGGCUACCGGUGCUCAUCGAGAGAUAGUCGCUGAGCGGACGACCACCGGCCUCAUAUGUUUUCGCAAACGCAUGAUCUACCUGCUUUUAUCAUUUACAUAUAUUUUAUAGUCUGUAUAUAGGAGGGGGAGGAGGAAAGAGUUGAAGAGGGUCGAUUACCCUUCGGUCUGCCCUGUUAAUGGGAACAUUUGUGGCGAAGCAGCAGCAGAGGGAUUCUGAGACGAAAUGCUAACCUCUCUUGCAGUCGCUGUGUACAUAUAAUGAAGUGAGUCCAAGCUGUCGUUUUAAAGCGCGGUAUAAAUAAAUACACACAUACAUACAUACAUACGUAUGUAUAUGUGCACACCCACACACACAGACACACACACACAUACAGACAUAC
Messenger RNA from Penaeus monodon (black tiger shrimp), 1138 nucleotides. It is a transcript of the gene dpr4, whose product is annotated as hemicentin-1-like. The transcript is spliced from 4 exons. Gene Ontology annotation, cellular component: neuron projection membrane. The coding region runs from base 44 to 784 and encodes 246 amino acids. Gene Ontology annotation, biological process: synapse organization. Lineage: Eukaryota; Metazoa; Arthropoda; Malacostraca; Decapoda; Penaeidae. The record is from RefSeq and is a predicted model, not a curated record.